Molecule: messenger RNA, 1544 nt
Organism: Asterias rubens (European starfish)
Lineage: Eukaryota; Metazoa; Echinodermata; Asteroidea; Forcipulatida; Asteriidae
Exons: 13
Coding region: 191-1270 (359 amino acids)
Biological process (GO): mRNA splicing, via spliceosome
Cellular component (GO): U4/U6 x U5 tri-snRNP complex
Molecular function (GO): U6 snRNA binding; protein binding; U4 snRNA binding
Source: RefSeq, a predicted model, not a curated record
UCGGCUGAGCUGAUCGGACUCGCCGACUGUCCUGACUGUCACACUGUGCUGUGAAAGAUCACAUCUAUAUCCAAAGCUAGCAUGGUUCAAUUAGCAAGCUAAAUGCAGUCUUCCAGGCCAGAUCUGCUACCUGGUUCCAGAUAAAUCUGGUCCAGUCUGCUUGUAUCUGGAUGAAACCGGUUUGAGAUUGAUGGUCCAGCAGAGUGUAUUUUGGAGCAGGUCUUGGCUGUUGGUUGCUAGGAGGUACUGCAUGUAUUCCAUGAUGCAGCAAGAGGGUAGAGUGCAGUUCCUUAAAUAUCACCUGGGAACUGUCAGAGGUGUUGCUUUCUGUCCUAAGGAUCGCUACUUAUUUUGCUCAGGGGCUUUUGAUGGCAGGGUAAACCUAUACACAGCACAGAAAUGCAUCUUACUGCAAAGUUACUCAGUUACCACCUUUAGUCUAGCUAGAAAUAUUCACGCUGUACGUUUUACAAGUGAUGGCAGAAAGAUACUAGCCACCACCUCGGCAGGGAGAUUAGCUGUAGUUGAUGUGGAAACAGGUGCCCAGUUAAUUACAUAUGAAAGCUGCGCUUUUAACCGUAAGGACCGGACUGGCCUGGCUGUAGACCCUAAGUGCCCUAAUACAGUAGUUUGUACCUGUGUCAAUGGGAAGGGUUUAGCUGUUUUUGAUUUACGAAUGUCCAUUCCACGACUAUAUAUAUAUGAUCUUCAUAGUGAUAUAAUCCGUGAUGUGACUUUCCUUGGAGACAGUUGGCCCUGGUGCUCUGGUGAAACCACCUUCGUCACGGCAUCAGUUGAUGGACAUGGCAAGGUCGUAACGCUUGAUGGAAGGACUCUCUUAGACAUCUCAGCUGGGACCGUACUGCAAUGUGUGGACCCAACACCAGGGCCAUAUAACGCUAUGGAAGAAGAUGGUUUCUGUAGCGUGGUAAUGCUAGGUGGAGGUGAAGUGUGUGCUUACUUGCCUCAUGCUGGUGUACAAGAAACACUCAAACAAAGUGGGGAGGAUGCAAUAUGGAAACUCAAGUAUACGUCCAAUGGAAGUAUGCUGUACACGGCGUGUGAAAAAGGAGUAAUUCGUAGAUAUCGACGUUACCCUGACCGUCAUGAAUAUCUUGGGGAGGUAUUCAGACACAAAGCUGAUGUACAAGACAUGGACAUCUCACCGUAUGACGAAUACUUAGUAACUGCUUCUAAGGAUCGGUCUGUAGGAAUCAUCAAACUGGGUCUGCCCAAUCACGGAUGCACAGAGUACGGAGAGUUCACAUGACAGAUAAACAGCCUUGACUAUAGAUUUCUUAUAAAUUAGCAUCAUCAGUUACCAUGGUAACACUGGCGUUUUAUACAUUCGUCUAGUAAUAGGGAUUGUGACAUACUAAAGUAGGGGGACCAGCCUAUAAAUUUUGAGGUGUUGUUUUGGAUCAAUAACUUCUUAAGAUGUUUUUCUGUUUUGGAAAUUUGUUUGUCCUCAGGGUAGUGCAAUUAAUUAUGAUGACCUUGGAAUGUUCUAAACUCCCGGGAAGUAUAGGGGAGAUGCGGGAGAG